AUGGAGUCUGUCGAUGAAAAACGAACGGAUUCAAGUGAUAGCACACAACGCGUAGCGAUCAUCUCAGCAAUUAUAUCGAUGGUGUGUGUUGCACUUACGGUAAUCGCAAUACCGGCACUUUACUAUCGAUUGGAUCAAGCACAGAGAAGGCUCAAUGAUCGAAUGGAGGCCUUUAAGUUCACAUCGAGAGGUCUGUGGCAAGAUAUAGUCAUCGUUCAAAGUCACGCAAGAGCAAAACGUGAACAACGUAUGCUUGAAAACGACGAACAAGGACAGUGUACCAGCUGUGUUCAGCUAAAAUGUCCACCUGGACCACCUGGUCCACCAGGUGUCGACGGUGAGCCAGGAGUUGAUGGCGAAGUGGGAAGACCAGGAAAACCGGGACUGGAUGGUUUGGAUAUACCACUUGAUCCUGAGCCAGGCUCACCGUGUGUCAUUUGUCCAGCAGGACCGCCAGGAAAUCGUGGGCCGCAAGGUGAACCUGGUCGUACAGGAGCACGUGGAGAUCCUGGCCUACCUGGCUUACCGGGAAGGCCGGGUAAACCUGGACGUGUCGGUGAUACAGGCCCUCCGGGACCUCCAGGAGAGCCUGGUGAACCUGGAAUUAAGGGACCUCCCGGUGACGACUCCAUAGGUGGAACGGGAAUCAAAGGGCCACCAGGUCCUCCAGGACCACGCGGUCCAAAAGGACCUCCAGGUCCGAACGGUUUACCGUCAAGCAAUUACGGCCCACAAGGGCCGAGGGGAGAAAUGGGACCAACAGGACCACCUGGGAAACGAGGCGAACACGGACCUCCGGGCCCACCUGGUGCACCUGGAGAGGCCGGCGAGCCUGGUGGACACUGCCCGUCUAGCUGUGGUGUCCAGCAACUGGUUGGUCCGUCGAUUACUGAUCUGGAUACCUCAGAUGAUUAUGUGAUGAUGCGCGGACACGGAAUACCCUAA
This is a messenger RNA of Anisakis simplex (herring worm), 945 nucleotides long. The record is from the annotation of a GenBank genome assembly. Lineage: Eukaryota; Metazoa; Nematoda; Chromadorea; Rhabditida; Anisakidae.